Molecule: messenger RNA, 1999 nt
Organism: Nematolebias whitei (Rio pearlfish)
Lineage: Eukaryota; Metazoa; Chordata; Actinopteri; Cyprinodontiformes; Rivulidae
Gene: trmt44
Product: tRNA methyltransferase 44 homolog
Exons: 11
Coding region: 77-1999 (640 amino acids)
Biological process (GO): tRNA methylation
Molecular function (GO): metal ion binding; tRNA (uridine) methyltransferase activity
Source: RefSeq, a predicted model, not a curated record
AAUACUAUUUUGAAGCACUUAUACUCAGAAAUAGCCGUAAAACGCGCAUUAAUUGCCGUAAACACGGCUUGUCGCUAUGCCCAAACUCUUCGAAAGCAAGUUUGCAGGCGGAUGUAAGAGCCUCCCUGACGGGUUCUGGUCAGCGGUGGACGUGUGGAUCAAGAAGCCUCACGUUGUUAAUAAGCGUCUUUGCGGGGUUAAAGAGACAGAGAGCAAGGAUGUGGGCAGAGAGGACCUGCUCAUCCUCCUGGACGGUGAUGAAGAUGAGCAGCUGUUUGAUCACGUGAUGUUGUUCCUCCGCAGCGGCUCACCUGAGCGCACGCACCAACGGGACAAACCGUGGACGUCCAGCGUGAGAACUUUCAUCCCCAAAGUGAACUGUUAUGGAGCGAAGCAGCAGAAAGAAGUGAUUCUGAAAGACUUUGACAGACAACAAGUGACUUUUCUUACCUUUGAGGAGGAUGCAGAGGGCAAAGUGUCCUUCAGGAGAGGCAACGUGCAUCAGCUCAGGCUCUGCAGUCAGGGCUGUGAGGAAUGGACUUUGGAGCUGCACGUGAUGACGUUAGACGCCUGGUUCUCCGACGGCGUCGCCUAUCCCAAGCUGUCCUGGCUCUCCUCAGACCUGCUGCCCCGACUGGUGCGCUGGGCCUCCGAGUGCAAGAGCAGCGAGUUCAGGAGCACGCUGUCCCUGCUGCCGGUGGAGAAGUACAGCCUCGUGUACCAGCAGCUGAAGGACAAGUACAAGGCCAUGGUCAAGGUUUGGCCCGAGGUCACAGAUCCAGAGAAGUUUGUGUUUGAGGACGUCGCUAUCGCCACAUAUCUCCUGGUUCUGUGGGCUGAGGAGAGAGCGGAGAGAAACCUGGCAGAUCCACAGUCCUUUGUGGACCUCGGCUGCGGGAACGGCCUCCUGGUUCACAUUCUGACAAACGAAGGGCAUCCUGGACGGGGCAUUGACGUCCGCAGGAGGAGGAUCUGGGACACGUACGGCCCUCAGACCACGUUAGAGGAAAAGGCAAUAAUUCCCAGUGAGACCUUCACGUUCCCGGGUACAGACUGGCUGAUUGGGAACCACUCGGAUGAGCUCACACCGUGGAUCCCCGUGGUAGCAGCCAGGUCAUCUUACUCUUGCCGUUAUUUCGUCCUCCCCUGCUGUUUCUUCGACUUCUACUCAAAGUACCAGAGACGUCAGUGUAAGAAAUCUCAGUACAAAGAGUACAUUGAUUUCAUCUCGGAGGUCAGCCAAGUCUGUGGCUUCAACACCGAAGAGGACUGCCUGAGAAUACCGUCCACCAAACGUGUGUGUCUGGUGGGAACGUCGAGGAGCUACGAGUUCUCUGACGAGGCAGAGGUCGAGCGGCGAAGAGCUCGUUACAUCCAGAGCCGACGGACCUGCCCCGUGAUCACAGGCCAAGGGUCAGCCUUCAAAGUUGACGGGGAGCUUCUCGAUGGGGAUACGGAGCGCUACGACAUCUCAGGGAGCACAUGGGGAGCCGGGUUCCAGCCUAGAGACAGAGUCGAAACGGUUCGAAACUGCGCCGCCCUCCCCCGGGACUUUGUUGACAGAAUCGUCCUGCAAGUUGCUAAUGCUCUUCUGGGAAUGACUGCCGGAGAGUCCUGCAAGGACUGGAACAAAGGAGGCAGCCUCUCUGUAAGCGAAGUGGCCGGGUUGUUGGAGCAGGAAACCCUGCGGUUCCUGAAGAAAGAAUGCGGAGGCCUUCAGACGCUUCUCAAGAACAACCACCAAGUCUUUCGAGUAGAAGGAGGGAGAGUCUACAUAAGAGACUGGCGGGAAAAGAAGUCCUCCGGGAUGAAAACCCAGAGAAAACCCAUCGCCCCCGGUGCCCUAAAAACCCGUCUGUGUUGGUUUUACAGCCACCACCCUCAGGGCUGCCCCCUGCUGGCCCAAAACUGCGCCUACGCCCAUGGACCAAAUGACCUCCGACCGUCCACUCGACCUCCCAAGACAAAGAACGUCGUCUUUCGACGAGAUCCUUCUUGA